GAGAAGCCAGAGCUCGACCGAGUCGUUCGGACCAGUCGCGCAAGGGCGACGACGUUGAGCCGAAGAGCUAAAUAUUGAAUGCGACGUAUAGAGAAGGGAUUCAAGUUAAUUGCCGCCAGGAAGCUGGUUGUUCUGGGAGGACAAACUCACGCUUCGAUUUGAGAGAGGUUGAAGGGGAACAGAAGUUUGCGGACGAGAUCGAGUUACGUGGGUGCAAGGCUCGGAAAUGGCUUCAGUCAAAAAAAGGAAGCUUGAUCGCGGGGGAGGGGGCAGCGAAAGCGGCAGCUCUACGCCAAUCGCGAUGAGCGCCUUUGCCGCACGGCAACAGCUCUGGGGAGUGGCAGCAACAAAGGCUGCAGCCGUGUUUGACAAAGGGACCCCUGAAUCGACGACAGAAGAUGUCACACAGUCGAAGCAGAGCGAGACCCCGUCAGCUCGGUCCGUCGCAGGCCGCAGCAGCAAACGCCAUGCCCCUGAGGAGCCAGUCUCUGUUGAAGUCAAGCAAACGCAGGGUGCAGGCAGUGAGGGUGAGAAGAGGAUGUCGAGUUCUUUUACGCCCCGUUCUGAGUCCAACGGGAUGCCCGUCAGACAGUAUUCGUCCUUCAAGCCCAACACAAAGAAUCUCCAAAAGAAAGCUGGCGGUCGACUAGUGCUCAGUACCCCUGAGGCUGAGCGCCUUGUCAUUCUUGGAAGCUACGGCAUCAAGGUUCGCCAGGGGGAGGCUACUAUUGCUGGCGCCAUCCUGACGGCAUCCGAUGAUGUCCAAUGGGUCCAUGCCCCUCGUUGCCAUGCCCUGCCUGUCCUCCGGACGGCAGAGGAGACGGUGCUCGAAUUGCAACCCCACCCAGCCGCCAAGGGGUUGAGGGAACUGGCAAAACUGAACCCUGCAUUUGCCAAACUGUGGAACGAGAAUCUCCACGGAGCAGACUCGACUAGGUCCGGAGAGACCUUCCAGAUUAUUUACACUUCGGAAGAUUUAUCGAAGAGGUCCCUCCUGCAAGAGCUGGUUUCGCCAGCAGAGUGGAACAAAAAGCUGUCUGGACUGGUGGCAACAAACCGGAAAUGUGCCCCGGUUGUUUUCCUUUGCGGACCAAAAUCCUCCGGAAAAUCAACAUUCGGGAGACUCAUUGCAAACCGGUUAAUGACCGACCGGGGCGGUUCAAAGAACAAGCCCUGGUCGAACGUGAUGGUUCUUGACCUCGAUCCCGGGCAGCCGGAGUACUCGCCGCCAGGAGUCAUCUCCUUGACAAGAAUAACCACCCCUAACCUGUCACCCUCCUUCUGCCAUCCUUCUCUCACUUCAGAACAGGGCCAGAUACGAGCCCAUGCCAUCGCCUCCGUCACUCCAGCCCAGGAUCCAGCCCACUUCAUGGAUUGUGUCCUCGACCUCUUCCAUCAUUACCGACGCGGUUCCGACGCCAAAAGCCCCCUGAUCAUCAACACUCCUGGCUGGAUCCAAGGCACCGGCCUCGACAUCCUCACCGAACUGAUCACGAUCCUCUGCCCGACAGAAGUGAUCUACACGUCUCAAGACGGCCCCGAAGAGACCGUCAGCAGCCUCCAGUCCGCCUGUUCCGCCACCAAUCCCCCAACCCUUUUCUCCACCCUCCCCUCCCAGCCAACGGAACCACCCUCCUCACGCACAGCCCUGCACUUCCGCACGAUGCAAACCAUGUCUUAUUUCCAUCUGCGCCACCCGCCUAGCCAGCAGCGGUAUCCAACCUGGGACCCAACCCCGCUAACCGACCUCCGCCCGUGGCGCGUCCGUUACGCAGGAACAAACAGAGGGUUCCUGGGCAUCCUCUGCUACGACCACCAACCGGCGCCAGAGCUGCUCGCCGAGGCCAUCAACGGGACCGUCCUGGCGCUGGUCAAGCUCGAGGACAGAUGUGCCGCGUUGAGGGGGUUGCGUCCGUCGCUGACCGAUGCCUAUCCCGACGACCCCGACGUCGCCACGGGCAAUGAUAAUCACACCCCGCUCCCUGACCCCGACAUGUCGGGCUGCUCAACAUCCCCGCCUGCUACAAUAUCCGUUACCAACGACAACACACAGGACCAGCAGCAGCGCAACCAAACCUCUCCCUGCGCCAACGGCACCACCAACAACAUUCCACUAAUCCCGCUACUGCCCAACCCGCAAGGCCAAACCCUCUCCACGACGCACUCGCACACCCUCGGCCUCGUUCUCGUCCGGGGCGUGGACAUGUCCCACAACGAACUCCAGCUGCUGACCCCGAUCCCCGCCGACACCCUGGCAGCCUUGGGCGGCGAGGACGUGGUGCUCGUCGCGGGCCGGUUUGACACGCCCUGCUGGGCUUACAGCGAGGGGCUUUACUUGAUAAAUCAUGCGGCUGCGGCUGCGCCGAGGAAGGGGCGAGGUAAUGCUUUUGGUUCUGGUUCUGGUUCUGGUUCUGGGGGAAACGGUGGGGAGGUUGUUGAUGAUGAUGACGAUGAGGGUGAGGAGGGAGACGAAGAGGAGGAGGAUGGGGAUGAGGAUGGAGAGGUGGUGGAGGCAGGGGGGAAAAGAGGAAGUGCGGUGCCGUGGGUGGAGAUGUUGCAUGGGAGUCAGAAGCGGGCUGUAGGGAGCAAGGUGUGGCGGGUGAGGCGGGAUUUAGGGAAGGGGUGAUGGGUAGCUUAUGCCCAGUGGUGGUGUGAUCACAAGUUCAAAUGAGGAAGAGAUGCUGGAAGAUGAACCCAUCAAGAGUGGCUACGUACUCGUACAAACUUCAGCACGUAUUUUCACUUAAAGCAAUGUAAUGCCACCCGCCGC
This is a messenger RNA of Parathielavia appendiculata, 2770 nucleotides long. RefSeq lists its product as uncharacterized. The record is from RefSeq and is a predicted model, not a curated record. Gene Ontology annotation, cellular component: nucleus. Lineage: Eukaryota; Fungi; Ascomycota; Sordariomycetes; Sordariales; Chaetomiaceae. Bases 227 to 2626 code for a protein of 799 amino acids. Gene Ontology annotation, biological process: cleavage in ITS2 between 5.8S rRNA and LSU-rRNA of tricistronic rRNA transcript (SSU-rRNA, 5.8S rRNA, LSU-rRNA). The transcript has 5 exons. Gene Ontology annotation, molecular function: polynucleotide 5'-hydroxyl-kinase activity.